GGACCGUUGUGUAAAGGAAGUGAAACAUGUUGACAUUGUGCUGGUCCGUGAAGGAGCGUUGAAUAAAAGCAGCUUGUUGAUGCGUACUGCAGGCCGACGGGAUUCGUCACCCACAUGUGGGGGGGCAGAUGCACAUGGACUUGAGGGCUCACAUCUGAGUCUUCUGGGGUCCGCUCUUCCUAGGGUCCAUGCGUCUGAUGGUGCCUCCACACAGACCUCACCACGGCACCUAGGUAAACCGGAGUUCCCUGACACGGGAUGGGAUCGUAUCAAAGAUCUUUUCUACAGGGACGAGGGGCAGAUGUACUCAGAAGAGUUAAGGAAUAUAAUAAAAAGUGGCGUUGCUGCAGCUCUGGUUGGGAUGGUCUAUGGAGGCCUUCCAGGAGCAAGACAUGCCCGCGAGAGAUUCAUUCAGAUCAGCCAGGCUGAAAUUUACCAAAACAGGAUGGAUGCAGUGCGUUCAGUCCAUAAUGCAGCUAUUCGUGGGUUUGUGCGCUUUGGCUGGAGGUGGAGUUGGAGGGUAGCAGCUUUCGUGACUAUGUUUAAUACUGUAAGUACUGGAUUGACAGUGUACAGGGACAAAAAUUCUCUGAGUCAUUUUGCUGUUGCAGGCGCUCUCACAGGAGGAGUGUUUCGGAUGAGUCUGGGACUUGGAGGGCUGCUGGCUGGUACGGCCAUAGGAGCUGUACUGGGGCUGCCGGCUGGAGUUGUAAUCAUUGGUCUACAGAAGCUGGGGGGCGAGACCAUGUAUGAAAAGAGACAACGAGGAAGACGAGAGCUACAUGAGCUUAGAGUCUCCGAAUGGAACGCUCGUCUCAAGCUUACAGAAGAUCUCAUUGGGGAAAUGAAGUGCGAUAAACAUCAGGACACUGAAAAUGACCUUCGACGAAUAGAGGAGCUCCUCAGCCAGCCUAGGAAUGAGAAAGGUGCAGAGAGCUCUGACAGCCAAUAACAUCAGAGACUGAAAACCCUGCUGAGCAUCCUGACUGUGAUUUUUUUUUUUUUUUUUUUUUGAUGUUCUAUUCAAUUCCUGAAACCUGCUCCCAGUAUUUGUGUCAGUCCACCAUCAUUAUCAAUUGCUGCAUUUAUGUCAAUAUCCCUAAUUCUAUUAAAAGCUGCUGAAACUUGAUGAAGCUGAUGCGGCUGGGUAAAGUAUUUGAAUUAGACACAUUUACAAGCAUUUAUUGUAUUGGGUUGAUUUAAUUAAUGUAAAAUAUCAGUGUCAAAUAAACUCGGCAAAAAAAAACAAAAAACAGU
Molecule: messenger RNA, 1257 nt
Organism: Puntigrus tetrazona (Sumatra barb)
Lineage: Eukaryota; Metazoa; Chordata; Actinopteri; Cypriniformes; Cyprinidae
Gene: timmdc1
Product: translocase of inner mitochondrial membrane domain containing 1
Exons: 8
Coding region: 80-952 (290 amino acids)
Cellular component (GO): mitochondrion
Source: RefSeq, a predicted model, not a curated record